AUGGGAUUACCUGGAUCGGAGCCUAUAAAAAAUCCAAACAAACACCACACUCAAUGGUGUGGAUGCGGCACGUUGCGAAUGCUAACAAUGAGCACUCGAGGUCCGAAAUCGGCGCGCACAAUGCAAUCUGGCCGGCAUCUCCGCGUGGAGCCCCUUGACUCCAAUCAAGCAAUUACUGCCCCACCGUCCACACCCCGGCCCUCGAGAUAUUCAAAAUGGCCGAACCGCUCCAAAAUCAAAUCGCCCGGAGAAAUCUUG
Molecule: messenger RNA, 258 nt
Organism: Iphiclides podalirius (scarce swallowtail)
Lineage: Eukaryota; Metazoa; Arthropoda; Insecta; Lepidoptera; Papilionidae
Source: the annotation of a GenBank genome assembly